UAAUCUUGAUUCUCAACUCAUGUAUUCUCUUUUCAGUCUCUUCUAGGACAUUUUGUACAUGUUUGUAUUUUGAAACCAGCAGUGUAAUUUUUGUUGUUAGCAAUAGCAUCCAUCCAGUAGUUCUCUUAGUUUGCUAACAUGGAAGCACCACCUUACGAGUAUCAGCUGGCCGUGGCUGAUUAUUGGGAGGGGAGGCCGGCCAUGGAUCCAAAUGUAUGGGUUCCCGGCGUCCCUUUGGAGAUGACAGUUGCUCCUCCUGCCAGCCACAGUGGUCUGGUGGAUGGCUCUCCCGGACGACAGCAGCUGAAGCUGGUUGAGGAGGAGAGCAUUGAUCAUCAUUACGCGGUUGAAGUGUUCAAGCAAGCAGCACAAUCACUUCAGGGUGAACGUGACAAGAUGGAGACGAAGAUCCACCUGUUCCCUCCAAGCAUGGGGGAUCUGGCGGCCAAGUACGCCUUCCCCAAGGUGGUGGCCAUCGGCCCUUACCACCAUGGCCGGACCCCGGCCCUCCGGCUGAUGGAGAGCACCAAGCAUGUGGCCGCCUGGCACUUCAUCAACGACUCGGGCCGCUUGGUGGAGGAGGUGUACGGGGCGGUGUGCGCGGUGGCGGAGGAGGCCCGCAGCCACUACGACGUGGACAAGGUGCGGGAUUUCGGCGACGACGACUUCAACCCUAUGAUGUUCUACGACGGCUGCUUCCUGCUGCAGUUCCUGCUGCAUUGGGUUGACGAGGCGGUGGAUCCGCUGCUGAAGGAUGCUUUCAGCUCCAACUGCACCAGCAUCAGUUACGACAUCGCGCUGCUCGAGAACCAGCUCCCAUGGGUGGUGGUCCAAGAGCUGAUGCGCUUCAUGCCGACGCCCCCGGACCUGGUACUGGUACGGUUCACCACGGGAUGGAAGGCCUCUAUGCAGCCCACCGUACCGCUAGUAGACAACAGCCCUCUUGCAUGGGACGACAGCUACACGCCGCUGCAUCUUCUUGAGCUCCUCCGAUACUACAUCGUAGGAAGCACUACCAAGACGCCGCCCCAGCCGGAAGUUCAUAAAAAAGCGGAGAAGAUAUCAAUUUCCGUCAGUGCCAUCGAGCUCGCGGAGAUCGGCAUCGAGAUCACGGCCACCAAGCCUACGGCAGAUUUCAAGGAAAUGGGCGUCAAAAAGAAAAAGUCGCUCCUCACCGGCGAGCUCUUCUUGUUGGCGCCGCCUCCUCGCAGCGCCGCUUCUUCUUCUACCUCGAGCUCCCUCACAAAACUCUCUUGUGGUUUCUCUCUAUCUUCUUCUCUCAAGAACACAAGAACACACACAUACACAUGAAACUCUACACACACACACACCUCACCGUGGGAGGAACCAGCUUUGCUUUGUUCUCCCGGUGAGACACACAUAUGCUACAUCU
Molecule: messenger RNA, 1393 nt
Organism: Triticum aestivum (bread wheat)
Lineage: Eukaryota; Viridiplantae; Streptophyta; Magnoliopsida; Poales; Poaceae
Product: UPF0481 protein At3g47200-like
Exons: 1
Coding region: 139-1311 (390 amino acids)
Source: RefSeq, a predicted model, not a curated record